This is a messenger RNA of Pichia kudriavzevii, 495 nucleotides long. RefSeq lists its product as uncharacterized. The record is from RefSeq and is a predicted model, not a curated record. The transcript has a single exon. Gene Ontology annotation, molecular function: RNA polymerase II general transcription initiation factor activity; protein heterodimerization activity; transcription coactivator activity. Gene Ontology annotation, biological process: RNA polymerase II preinitiation complex assembly; DNA-templated transcription initiation. The coding region runs from base 1 to 495 and encodes 164 amino acids. Gene Ontology annotation, cellular component: SAGA complex; transcription factor TFIID complex. NCBI's taxonomy places the organism in Eukaryota, Fungi, Ascomycota, Pichiomycetes, Pichiales, Pichiaceae.
AUGGACGAAAGAGAGAAUACUGAACAAGGAACACAUACUCCGAGAGACGUUCGUCUCUUGCGGCUUAUAUUUGCAUCGCAGGGCGUCACCUCGUACGAAGACCAUGUUCCUCUUCAACUACUGGAUUUUGCAUAUAGAUACACGACGGACAUUUUACAAGAUGCUAUGAUUUACAACGACUAUGCACAUCCGCAACAAACAAAUGCAGGAAAUAUGGGGUCUGGCCACGACCACAACCACGACGAUGACGAUGACUUAAAGAACCACCAACUCUUGAACAACGAAGAUAUACGAUUGGCAAUAGCAGCAAGAACGAGUUACCAGUUCAAGCCUGUUCCACCAAAAAAGAUGUUGAUGGAGCUUGCUGCCGAGAGGAAUGAAAAGCCCCUCCCGGCCGUGAUGCCUAUGUGGGGGGUCAGGUUGCCCCCAGAAAAAUAUUGUUUGACUGCCAAAGAUUACACUGAGGAGCCUGAUGCCAAGAGAAAGAAGAAAUGA